This is a messenger RNA of Acanthoscelides obtectus, 407 nucleotides long. The record is from the annotation of a GenBank genome assembly. NCBI's taxonomy places the organism in Eukaryota, Metazoa, Arthropoda, Insecta, Coleoptera, Chrysomelidae.
UCGAGUUUCAGAUUGGUAUUGUCCAGCUUGCAAAGAAAAUCGUUUAUCAGACAUGAGACAGUGCAUGAAAUGCCAAGUCUGGUACCAUGAGGAGUGUGUUGGUCUGACAGAAAGCGAAUUAAUUUUUGAAUACCCAGAGUCAAAGAAAAAUGUUCCUUUCGUUCCUAUUAGAAAGUUUUGUCUGGGUGAUAACGCCCAAGCCUUGAAGACUUUUUUAAACUGAGAAAUAGUUUUAAGCAGUAUAUUUUUGUUUACUUUUGUGUACCUUACACUGCAUUUCCCAUAGGGCGUUAAUGUAUACUACUAGGUGGCGCCCGAAAACAUCAUUUUUUUGAAAUGGCCUAUAAAGGCCCUGCGAUGCUUUAAGAGCUAAAAAAGGCUGAAAUUUGUAUUUAUUUAGAAUAAAG